Molecule: messenger RNA, 448 nt
Organism: Pocillopora meandrina
Lineage: Eukaryota; Metazoa; Cnidaria; Anthozoa; Scleractinia; Pocilloporidae
Source: the annotation of a GenBank genome assembly
UUCAAAGAGGAAAUUACGGAAAAGGAUGAGCGGAUUAAUGCUCUCGAACAGCAGCUCCGAGCAAUGCAGAAUCCUGAAGUACCAUCAACUGCAAACCAAGAGGCCUCUGCGAAGGUUGACCGAAACGACCUGGCCGAUGAUUCAUCGAAACUACACGGCUGUGCUGUCGACCCUCCAGGAGAAGAAGUGCACCCUAACAAACGCCUAUAGACUGGCAGGAACAGCACGUAGCACCAUUAGUGACUUCCUGGGUGUAGCGGAACUGAAAAUUGUCAAUGAGGUGACAUUUGAAAGCACCUUGGAGAGGCUAGGAAACCCCAAAUUAGCCGUAAAAACCAUCGAACAGGAAUGUCGGAAGCAGCUGGGUGGACUCCUUCCGGUCGUUAAAAGACUUCGCCUCACGAGGAAGCUGUUGCCGCUGGCACAGGAUAAUGCCUUCCAUUCGUAG